Molecule: messenger RNA, 1973 nt
Organism: Leptosomus discolor (cuckoo roller)
Lineage: Eukaryota; Metazoa; Chordata; Aves; Leptosomiformes; Leptosomidae
Source: RefSeq, a predicted model, not a curated record
GACCUGUUGUUCAGUGUGUGCGCUCUCAAUAUCGUCUCCACCAUUGUCUGUGCUUUGGCAACAGCAAUGUGUUGCAUGCAGAUGGUUUCUUCUGAUCUCCUGCAAAUGUUUCUGCCACAGAGGCCACCUUCUGCCAAUCCUGACUGCAUGACUCCACAUGGAACUAUGCUGCAUCAGACCUUGGAUUUUGAUGAGUUCAUACCACCAAUACCACCUCCACCCUACUACCCACCAGAGUAUACCUGUACACCGGUGAUAGAGGCACAGAGAGGUCUCCAUUUGGACUUUCCUCAUUCCCCAUUCAGUGCUUUAUAUGAAGUAACAAUUAACAGCCCAGGAAUGCUGUAUCCAGCUGAGCUGCCCCCUCCUUAUGAGGCAGUGAUUGGAGAGACGCCUGCCAGUCGGGUCACUGGUGCUGAUCAGCAAGUAUCCGAAUCAAGCCUGGGUGAGAGGAACAUGACCCUGGACUUCAGCACACAAGUUUCUGCUGAGAGCACCUCUUUGAUGGUCUCUGAGGCUGUUGAUAUCCCAGACCGUAGCUACUCCUCUGAGGAUCUUUGUUCGCUGGAAGUUCAAGGAUCUCUCCGUUCUGUAGAUCUUUCUUCCUACUGUACAACCCCCAAAGGGGCUACGGACCAGAGCUGCAGCACUCUUGAUUACAGCGCCCACUGCAGGUUCCACAGAACUCACUCAGAGGGUUUUCGGGAUGAGGAUGACAGUUCCCACAGCCGAGUCUCUACAGACGGGUCUCAAGGCCAGGAAAAGAACUGUGCCCGUGGCAGGUCCUUGGACUGUUCCUCAGAGAAUUUCAGCCCCUCAGAAAGAGAACUGCAGAGUUCUGCUCAAGAGAGCAAUGCCAUGCCACCUUUGAAGCAAAAGAAAAUCUGCUAUGCAGACUUCAGCCAGCCUCCUGUCCCUUCCCAGACCUCUCCCUGCUUUGGGCCCACAAAUACUUCACCAUAUGCAAGCAGCCAGGAGAAUUCUGUCCAGCAGCACCCCAUUACGAAAUACCGAAUUUCAAACAUAGUCCGGUCAACUAGUGACCCCGUAUCGUGUUCGUCUUAUACAGAAGGUAGGAAUUGUGCCUGGACUCCUCUAUGUAGCCAACGUCAAGAUGCAGGAUUAUCUCCAGCUAUGUUAGAAACAGUUCCUGUUUCUGAUUCUCAUAUGGCUGCCUCUGCUUGUCAGCAUUCUUUGAGCAGUUUCCUACCAACUGGAAAACAGAGGGAUUCAAGGAAAAUUGAUCUACACCUAAAGCCAAAGGCUUUGCACACAGUCUCAAAAGAGCGACCACAUUCUUUAGUGGACCUUAAGGCCUAUAAAGACACAAAAAUCUUAGUGGCAAAGUUUUUGGAACAUUCAAACUGUAAUCUCCCUCCAGAAGUACGUCAUGUAGUGAACAGCAUACGAUCAGUAAUAAAAUCUGAUGAGAGACACAUGGAAGAAGCCAUCUUCAGUGCCAAUAUUAUAGACCAGGUGAUUACAAGUUCCCAGCAGAAUGUGAAUACCUCUAGAAAGCGACUUCAAGAAGAUCUUCAUCUUCAGAGCUGUGGUGCUCUGAGCUCUCCAGUUGCCUUCUUACGUCAGUCCCACAUCACUCGCAGUUUAGAGCGGGACAGGCCUCACAGUUUAAUCGGAGUCUGCCGGGAGACCAUCCUUUGAUAGUACUCACAGGUAUGUGAUUCCAGCAAAGAGAAUUAAGGAAGAAACCAGGACUGGGAGAAGUACCAGUAGCAGAUGACUUAACAAGGAAAAAGUGUCUUCCUUUGGAAUUCCACUUUUUUCCAACAGCAGGAGGAGAACGCCUGUUUUUCUGAAUGUAAAUUUCAGCCCUGAUUUUUGCAAAAUUUUAACUGACUUAUUAGUAAAGUCAUAACAAAUGUUUUCCCAACCAGAAACGCGUUUAUUUCACUGUACGUACAGAAAUGCUACUGGUGCUGCAUUUCUUAAAAACCAUUGCAAAACCACCAGAG